AACUUGUUUUUUAAUUAAACAUACAUUUCAUUCAAUGGGGGUCGUAGUUUAUUCAUCUUUAUUCAUAUCUUUAUCACAAGAAUUCGGUUUGGCAGGACAUUCAUCCAAUCCAAUCCGAUCCUUCAUCCAAGUCGAGUUCUGCAUCAGCUGCGUCCCUGCGUAUUUUGUCUCUGCCAAUCUCCACGGAAUUAUGGCAGAGAAGACGUCGUCGACAGCGCAUUCACCCGAGCCGGAGGGCUCCAAAGACGAAUCGGAGGAUAAGGUGUUGGCCGAGGACGCUGCGGACGCCGAGGCAGUCGACGAAGAGCUUGACGACCUGCUCGACAGUGCCCUGCAGGACUUUGAAAAACCUUCCUCGAGUGGCAAUGGGGAACCACCCAAAGAAAAGAAAGAGAACUGCCUCAACCGGAGUGGUGGCGGACUGAAUGACCACCCAUGGACGGCAGAAUUCAGCCAGUUUGCAGACGUCAUGAACACUUUCCUGGAGGAAGAACCACAGCUCAAGGAGCAGUUCACCAAGAUCACCCAAACAGCCAACCGAGCAGCCACUGCAGCCACAGACGAGGAAUUUGCUGCCACCCUCAACGAAACUCUCAAGAGCAUCUCAGACACGGCUCUAUCUUUUGGUGAUGUUCCGUCGGAUGAGGAGCUCUCGCGGCUAAUGGGGUCACUGCAGAUGGAGGGGGCGUCGCCCAAUGGGGCUCCACCUCCUGGGGGUGUGCCCGGCCUGGUCUCCAUGAUGCAAGGCAUGAUGCAGAACUUGCUCUCCAAGGAGCUCCUCUACCCGGCCCUCAGGGACAUUGUGGACAAGUACCCCGAUUGGCUUGCUGAAAGGAGAGCGUCGCUGCCAGUGGCAGACUAUGAGCGCUACAACAGCCAGUACGAGCUCAUGAAACAGGUCUGCCAGGAGUUUGAACAGGAGCAGCCAGGAGAUUCUGCUGAGGUGAAGAGGACACGCUUUGACAGAAUACUCGCACUCAUGCAGAAGAUGCAAGAGUGUGGACAUCCCCCAAAGGAGCUGGUAGAAAUUAGCCCAGAGUUGGCCGGUCUGGAUGAGCACGGCAAUCCGUCCAUACCGGGAUUGCCCGAUCAGUGCUCCCUCAUGUAGCAACCUGACAGGAACAGAGGUGUGUGCGUGCUUAGACUCUGCUGGACAGUGUUAGUGCGUGCAUGGUGGUGGUGGGGCACAUGUGGGGUCGAGGGGCUCCAGGCACCCCUUAUCCUGCUGGGCGACUGAUCGCCCAAAAGCGACGCCUGCUGCUAAUCUGGUAGCACUGUAUAUUUGUACCUAGGUGUCAGCAUUUUCUAUCGACAGUACAAGUGCAAUAAAAGAUUUUAUGCAGCUAC
Ixodes scapularis (black-legged tick) is the source of this 1347-nucleotide messenger RNA. RefSeq names its product peroxisomal biogenesis factor 19 (gene Pex19). The record is from RefSeq and is a predicted model, not a curated record. Lineage: Eukaryota; Metazoa; Arthropoda; Arachnida; Ixodida; Ixodidae. Gene Ontology annotation, biological process: protein import into peroxisome membrane. Gene Ontology annotation, cellular component: peroxisome; peroxisomal membrane. The transcript is spliced from 8 exons. The coding region runs from base 35 to 1108 and encodes 357 amino acids.